Molecule: messenger RNA, 917 nt
Organism: Eriocheir sinensis (Chinese mitten crab)
Lineage: Eukaryota; Metazoa; Arthropoda; Malacostraca; Decapoda; Varunidae
Product: magnesium-dependent phosphatase 1-like
Exons: 5
Coding region: 313-804 (163 amino acids)
Molecular function (GO): acid phosphatase activity
Source: RefSeq, a predicted model, not a curated record
UUUUAAGACUGUCUGAAUUUUUACUAACGCAAGGUUUAAUGUUAGUAGUAUCUGAACACAUCGUGUAAGAAAUCGGCCCUUUAUACUGACGUUAAGCGGCCAUAAACUGGUGGUAAACAAUACUGAACAUAUCCGUGUUGACCUCCAGCAGCUGUUGCAGGUGUCCCGGUCUUCAAGAGUGGCUGCACCACUCCCCUGCUGAGUCCUUCCUCUACACUGACUUGCUCUGCUGCUCACUUCCUGUCCUGUGAUUUGGGGUUAAGUGUGUGGCUGAUUACUUGUGCUGCCCAAUCAAUAAAAAAGCAAGCAGUCAUGAGUAAAAUGACCAGACCCAAAGUGAUCGGCUUUGAUCUAGAUUACACAUUGUGGCCUUUUUGGGUGGACACACACGUUGAUCCACCUUUCCAUAAGGAUAGAAAUGGUCAAGUACAGGACCGGCGCAACAAGAAGGUGAAACACUAUGGCGAGGUGCCAAGAGUCCUGCAUUGGCUGCACAGCGAAGGGUUUACACUGGCUGCUGUGUCUCGCACAGGGGAAGUUGAUGGUGCCAAUCAGCUUCUCAAGCUCUUUGACUGGGACAAGUACUUCACAUACAAGGAAAUCUAUCCUGGUUGUAAGAUAAAACAUUUUGAACGAAUCAAGACCAAGUCUGGAGCAGAGUUCAAUGAAAUGCUCUUCUUUGACGACGAACAUCGGAACAAACGGGACUUAGACACCAUUGGUGUUUACACUGUGAUGGUUGAGGACGGCGUCACUGAAAAGCUUGUCAAGAAUGGCCUUGAACAGUUUUCUAAGAAAUCGUAGUCAAGUUCUUGUGUCACCUGACAUUUGUUUAUAUUCAGUUCUUUGCCACAUGCAGACUAAUUUAUUUGUAUAGUUGGAAUAUGUCUAGAAAAUAUUAAAAUUUUGCAACAUGA